AUGAUUUCAAGCAAUACCCCUUCUCCCGACCGCAAGGUUGGGCGGUACGAUCCCAUCGGCCACAAUCCGCGGAACGACCGUGCUGGUGGUGGCCAGAGGUCGGAGGAUGAGCAGGACCUCCAAAACUUCAUCAAGAUCUCCUCCCGCGAGGAGCCAAAGCAUUAUGCUUCCAAGAUAGCCUGGAACGCCCGUGGUGACCGCCACAUGCCCCUCAUUGCCACUGGAGCCCCAGCCAUCAACAUCGCCAUCAAGGCUGUCGCCAUCGCUCGGAAGUACCUUGAGAAGGACGAGCUGGAGCUCAUGUGCCAGCCUGCCUUCCGGGACAGGAAGAUGGGAGCGUCCCUUGCCCUCUACCUCUCCUCCGUCCCCGCCGCUGAGCUCUCCGCCACCCUGAACUCCGAAUUUGGGGAGCUCACCGUCGGCAAGAACAGCAAGCCACAGACAGUCGCCGGAGCCAUCGCGGGCAGGGCUCGCGAUGGGACGGGGGUGGUGGUCACCAGCAUUGGACCGGACGCAGUGUGCAACGCAUGCGUGGCGACCUGCCACGCCCGGAUAUACCUCGAGGACGACAAGAUCGAUGUGCGGGCGAUCCCGAUCUUUGAGGAGGUGGAGAAGACGAGCGUCGACGGGUCCAUGCACACCAUGACGGCCCUGAAGCUGAAGGUCCUCAUUGAAGGGGUGCAGGACAGCUGA
This is a messenger RNA of Auxenochlorella protothecoides, 693 nucleotides long. RefSeq lists its product as hypothetical. Lineage: Eukaryota; Viridiplantae; Chlorophyta; Trebouxiophyceae; Chlorellales; Chlorellaceae. The coding region runs from base 1 to 693 and encodes 230 amino acids. Gene Ontology annotation, molecular function: nucleic acid binding. The transcript has 7 exons. The record is from RefSeq and is a predicted model, not a curated record.